AGCGAAUUUUAGUUAGUUGCUUUUCGCUAACGUAGUGGUUGUGUUAGCUAGUUUAUUCUUUAUUUUUACGGAAUUGUUUUUUAUAGUGUAUAUAGUGCAGUGAAAUGGCAUCGUCGCGAAAAAAACAAGACGAAAAUAACCUGAAAACUCUCAGGGAACUAGGCUCUUUACCUCAAAACAAGUUCUGCUUUGACUGUGGCCAAAGGGGCCCCACUUACGUAAAUGUUACAAUAGGAUCUUUCGUUUGCACCAAAUGCUCAGGAAUCUUGAGAGGCUUAACCCCACCGCACCGCGUCAAAUCCAUAUCGAUGGCCACAUUCACCACAGAGGAGAUAGAUGUCGUUCGGAACAGAGGAAACGACUAUUGUCGGAGGGUGUGGCUAGGUUUGUACGAGGGCGUGGCACCCACGCAUUCAGGUGACGAACAACAGAUCAGAGACUUUAUGAUCGAGAAAUACGAGAGGAAGAGGUACUAUAUGGAAAGUGGCGCGAACAAAAUCGAGACGGCGACGCCCGUCAUUAUCCCGACGCAGAACGGCACUAGGAAUGGGUUAAAUCGUAACAGCAACAACAACCAAAACGGUGUUAUAACCAAUGGAACGUCGAGGAGUCGCCCCGAGCCUAGAACGACGCCUAACUACAAUAACAAUUUGGUUGGUGGUUUUGCCGAUUUCGACAAAGCUGAUAUAUUUAGUGCCUCAAAUACCGGAUCGUCACAGAGUUCACAACAAAAUGGAUUUGCUGAUUUUGAACAUAAUUCAGUAUUUAAUGCCAGUAGUACUAAUAGUAAUGGUAUGCCCAUACCAACGACAAUAAAUGCUUGGGUGCCAACCCCCACGCAACAGAACGGUGUUUUAAAUGGUUUAAAUACAUCUCCAUUGAUUAAUUCCACACCACCACCUGUUGAAGACAAAUAUGCCGCGCUGAAGGAUUUGGAUAACGAAAUGAAGCAGCAGCAACAACAGGACGUAUGGUCCAGUUCCAACACGGGUUCAACAGGUUCACUCUACAGCUCGUCGACCCCAACUACAGGGUCAGUUUACGGUUCGCCCUCUCCUCAGGGUUCAAUUUUUGGAUCUCCUAGUCAAGGCCAGUUUGUGACAGCGUUUACGCCCUUUCAAGAAAAUAAUCCGUUCGGUUCCAACCCAUGGGCGCAGAAGCAGCCAUUAGUCAAUCCAUUCAAAGAACAGAACAAAGGUACUAUCUUGCAGCCUAUCCUGCCAACCAACGGUAUCACUAAUGGAUAUAGUAAUGGUUGGGGUGGUAAUCCGUUUAAGGUCGGGACAGUAUCGUCUUCGUCGAACGUCAACAAUCCAUUUUUAUGAAGCCAGCCUUUCUGACUAUUUCUUAACUUAUGCUCGCCUUAAACGUACCUCAAUAACUCCAACCCUUCCCGAGUACGUAAAAAAUAACAAUUCUGCCUCUGUCACUCUCUCUUUUGUUUAGCUUUAAUUAUAUGUAUCAGAACAAAGAUGCUUCUUGCAUAAGACUAGAAUUUAUUCUCUUCGAUUUGCGUUGCACUUAGCAGGCUAACCGAAGUGAAUAAAUCCGAGCUAAUAGCCUAAUUAAGCUGUAACUUAUUGUUUUUUUUUUGUUAUAUUAUGGUGUAUAUUUAUUUUUUGUCGAAUCUUUUUCCAUAAUGGCCUUUUUAUGGUAAGGUGACAAGGAUCAAGUUUUGAUAGUAGGGUGAGAAAGAUUGUGAGGGGGUAUGAAGUCACUGAAAUUUUUUGCCAUAGCGUAGCCACUCACACACAGAUAUUUUGUAUUGUUUUACCACAAAGUAAAAGCAAUAGCUAACUAGAAAUUUUGUAUCUCAUAACUGGAAACAUCGUAUUCAAAAAUAUUUUUUUAACAUAAUUAGUCAUUGAACUUAAAAGACAAAAGAAUAAGAAAUGUAUUGUUUACCGUAACAAUAGUCUUGUGAAAUCAAAAGCGUACAUACGAACAUUAAUGCCUUUUUAUGUGAGUGCUCAUUAUAUUAACGUUAUUGUUAAACUAAAUGACGAAAAAAUUGAUUGUUGAUAAUUUUCAGUUUCGACAGAAAAUUAAUCAACAGACAAUACAAUCAACAACGUCAUAUUAUAUGCAAUAGUUAUUAAAUGUGCUUAGAGAUAUAAAAACGAUCCUAAAUUAAACACUAAUUUUUUGAUAGGUGUUCUUUUACUACAGUUUUGCUGAGUAAAGUUUAAUACACAUACCCUGCUGGUCAUCCAAUUUAUGUGGUCUGGAUUUUGUGUGACAGGGAAUAAUAUAAAUGGCCGGUUGACAGCACAAAACAUCCCCCUUUAGAACUUUUUCUUUAAUGGCCAUAAGCGGGAGUAAAAGACCAACCGCCCGAACAAACACUAGAGGCACCACCGGUCAUCAAAUGGUGUAAAAAUUGCGA
Messenger RNA from Sitophilus oryzae (rice weevil), 2386 nucleotides. It is a transcript of the gene drongo, whose product is annotated as arf-GAP domain and FG repeat-containing protein 1. NCBI's taxonomy places the organism in Eukaryota, Metazoa, Arthropoda, Insecta, Coleoptera, Curculionidae. Gene Ontology annotation, molecular function: GTPase activator activity. The transcript has 8 exons. Bases 105 to 1325 code for a protein of 406 amino acids. The record is from RefSeq and is a predicted model, not a curated record.